AUGGUGUGUUGCUGCUUGUCAAAGAGAUCACCAAGACAUAGUCCAGACAAGGUUCAACCUCUUCAUAAGAGGUGUUAUACGGUGAGAAGAUUUCUUGUUUGGAAUGUGAAUAUGGCGCGUCGCUGCUGGUCAAAAAGAUCACCAAAAUAUAAUCCAGAAGUUUUGACUAUGACUAAGAAAUCCGAUGUAGUUCCAGAAAAGAAUGGACAAUCUAAUAUAGUCCCUAAAAAGGAAGCAAAUCCAGAAAUAAAGCAAACUGAUGAUAAACCUGAAAGGAGUAUACGUGAAGUCGAGUACAAUUUAAGACCUGCGAGUCAGGAGCUCGAGGUAUACAUCCGAAAAGUGAUUUCCAAAUUCGAAGGGGUUGAAAAUUGUGUGGUGGAUAUACAAAACAAAAGAAUUGUGGUCACCGGUGACUUUGAUCAAAAGAAACUGUUUGAAGAGCUUCAGAAAAAGAGGCGUAAGAUAAUAAAGAAAGAUCAUGAAUUAAUUGAGAAAUAUAGACGCAUUCAUGCCCGAGUAAGAAGUGGGGAUGAAAAGGAGAUGGCCAAAUUUGACAUGUCCAAUGAAGAAAAUCCUAAUGGAGCACUGUAUCUUUUUCUCCUUUUUAUUUUUAUUUUCUUAUUUUUUAUAUUUUAUCUUUUUAUUCAUAUAGCUAGUCGAAACAAGUAA
Messenger RNA from Brassica napus (rape), 672 nucleotides. Its product is annotated as heavy metal-associated isoprenylated plant protein 18. Gene Ontology annotation, molecular function: metal ion binding. NCBI's taxonomy places the organism in Eukaryota, Viridiplantae, Streptophyta, Magnoliopsida, Brassicales, Brassicaceae. The record is from RefSeq and is a predicted model, not a curated record.